This is a messenger RNA of Suillus plorans, 1253 nucleotides long. RefSeq lists its product as uncharacterized. The transcript has 3 exons. The coding region runs from base 179 to 1156 and encodes 325 amino acids. NCBI's taxonomy places the organism in Eukaryota, Fungi, Basidiomycota, Agaricomycetes, Boletales, Suillaceae. The record is from RefSeq and is a predicted model, not a curated record.
UCUAUAAAAAAACCAUUUGAUUUCUAUUUCAUUACCAUUGGAGUGGGGUACCCCUCCAGCGGGGGGUGGCACAGGCGGGUAUUUACCACCAUUUGCGUAGCUUAGUCAGUAGGGGUGGAGCCUUCGGGCGUUGUCGUAGGUAACAGGUUGAAACCAUACCAGCUUCUGUCUGUCAGAGAUGCAGCAAGUCAAGGACGAACUAUCCAUAUGGCUGGGGAACUGGGAGGGGCGAGGGUGGGUGCACACCCUGGAGGGGCGAGAGUGGCUGCAAACCCCGAGGGGGCGAGAGUGGCUGCGGACCUGGGAUGGGAACGACUGGCUAAAGACCCGGAUGGGGCGAGAUAUGUUGCAGAGUCAGAUCAGGAGAGAGUGGCUGCGAACCCAAGGCGGGCAAGACUGGCUGUCAAUGUACACCCAGGAUGAGCGAGAUACGCCAUUUAUACCGCAGCCACCGAGUCGAGGGUCGCUGGAUAACCAGGGCAGGCAGGUGUGGCCGCAUACCCAGGGCGAGGGUUAUAUGCCGCGCAUGGGAGAUAUACCGGAGCCACAAAGUAGAGAGUGGUCGGAUACGCAGGGAGAUUGGAUGCAGCCUGGGAGCUGGCGAGACUGGCUUCGCAGUGGAGAGUGGUUGCAGACCCCGGCUGGGCAACUUUGGAUACAGAUCCAGGGGGGAAACUGGUUACAGAUUCAGAGUGGACAAGAGUGGCUGCGGACCCAGUGCGGGAGAGACUGGCUGCAGACCCAGAGUGGAGAAGACUGGCUGCAGUCACAGGACGGGAGACUCUGGCGGCAGACCCAAGGCGGCAGAGAUGUGCUACAGACCCAAGACCGCCUAGACUCCACCCUGGAUACUCCCAGCGGUCGAGAAUAUCUCAAGCACCAGAGACCGGGCGGGUGGCUUUAUUCCCAAGGCGGCGAAUGGCUGCAGACCCAGGGUGGGCGAGAUUGGCUACAGACGCUUGAUGGUCAAGCAUAUCAGUCGACUUGUGUAGACCGUCUCAGCUUUUUCGCCCCUCCGACUUUUCGACUCGAAAUUUUCGCCUCAUGUGACUCCAUUUUGCCCCAAACGGGCCAAACCCUACCUUUUGUAAUCGAUGAUGACGUCACUGUUCGAGCCAUCUUUUUAUUUUAUAUUUUCAAAUCCUUGAUUAAUUAAUCGCCUUGAAGUGCUCUACCUUGUCUGGUGGAUAUUGAAUUCCCCCUUCCCGUACGACAUGCAAGAUACUGAGCACAGGAUUUCGGCCCUUGAUACA